CGCACGUGACCGUGACUACUGCCUGAGAAGGAAGUCGCGCUCCCGUCACUAGCGUGCCUUCCUGCCAAGAAGCUCGUGGAAGCUAUGAGGAAAAGUUCCGGACAGCAACAGCCUGCCCAUCACAAACCUACCCCACAUCGUCAGUUAACGCGCAACGCGAUGCCAGGUCCGCGCGCAGGAAAGAGCUCGAGGGCUAUCGGUCCCUCCGAUGGGGCCUCGUCCGGCAAGCAGUCCCUGAGCGAAGCACAGGAUUCCGAACUUUACAGCAAUGGCGGCGACAUGUCUGGCUACAACAUGUCCAUUGCUGCUGUGGAUGGCGACGAUGAUAUGGAGGAUGUCGCACUUAAUGGAAGAUCACUGGUCGGACAGUACACCGCGUCAAAGGACAUGCUAAACGAGUUCGCGCAUGGCGAUACUGCAGAGGCAGACAUCCUCGACAGCCGUGAGAAGCAGGCCCAGAUCGCAUCGCGAGAGACAGACUAUCAAAGAAGGCGAUUCGACCGCAGACUAUCGCCGGAACGCGCCGACGCUUUCGCAGAGGAUGGCCAAGGAGAAGGCGCAACAUACAAGGAGGUCAUGGCGGAGCGCCAGCUGGAGCGCGAGGAGGAACGCGUCAGGAGGGCUAUCGACGAGAAGGAGAAGUCCGGAAAUAACGAAGUGCUGGAUCACAAGCCUACCCUGACGGAUGAUGCCACGGCACCAGUCAACGGCGACAAGACCCCGCCCAUGGAGAAGAAGCGUAAAAGGAGAAGAUGGGAUGAGGGCGCCACUGAUGACGCUCCAGCUGUCAAGGCUGAAGCCAAGGAAGAGCCCGAGGUCAAGAAGUCGAGAUGGGAGACGGGUCCUGAGGAACAGAAGGCGCCAGUGCGAUCACGAUGGGAUACCACAGCAGUUGCACCCUCGGGUGGUGCGACGCCAGCGCCCGCAACUGGUGCCAACGGUGGACGCCCUGCGAUGCCAGCAUACGCUUUUGGCACAGACAUCUCGAACCGCAAUGCUCCGCUGUCCGAUGAGAUGCUCGACAUGAUGUUGCCCGGCGAGUCGGAAGGAUACAAGGUGCUCGAGCCGCCACCAGGCCACGAGCCAGUCCGCCGACCAGUCGGUGUACCGCAACUGCCCACAGGUUAUCAGGGCUUCUUGAUCCCGGAGGCAGAUAACAGUCUAGCAGCCAUGGGCAAGCAGCUACCUACUGAGAUUCCUGGUGUUGGUGAUCUGCAAUUCUUCAAGAAUGAGGACAUGAAGUACUUUGGCAAGCUCACAGACGGGGCAGACGAGAACGAGAUGACAGUUGAGGAACUGAAGGAACGCAAGAUCAUGCGCCUGCUUCUGAAGGUCAAGAACGGAACACCGCCCAUGCGAAAGACCGCACUACGACAGCUCACAGACAACGCUCGUCAGUUCGGAGCAGGGGCUCUUUUCAACCAGAUCUUGCCCCUGUUGAUGGAACGCACAUUGGAGGACCAGGAACGUCACUUGCUCGUCAAGGUUAUUGACCGUGUCUUGUACAAGCUUGACGAUCUCGUCCGGCCCUAUGUCCACAAGAUCUUGGUUGUCAUCGAGCCCUUGCUGAUUGAUCAAGACUACUAUGCAAGAGUGGAGGGCCGCGAGAUCAUUUCGAAUCUUGCAAAGGCUGCUGGACUUGCACACAUGAUCAGUACCAUGCGCCCGGAUCUGGACCACCAGGACGAGUACGUCCGAAACACGACUGCGCGAGCUUUUGCCGUCGUUGCGUCUGCUCUCGGCAUUCCAGCUCUUCUGCCCUUCCUCCGCGCCGUGUGCCGCUCGAAGAAGUCAUGGCACGCUCGUCACACUGGUGUCAAGAUUGUGCAGCAAAUUCCCAUUCUCAUGGGUUGCGCUAUCUUACCCCACCUGAAGGGCCUUGUCGAAUGUAUUGGAGAGAACCUGAACGACGAGCAGCCAAAGGUCCGCAUGGUCACAGCCCUCGCUCUUGCUGCUCUCGCCGAAGCCGCCAGCCCAUAUGGUAUUGAGUCUUUCGACGACAUCCUGAACCCUCUCUGGACUGGUGCUCGCCGACAGCGCGGCAAGGCUCUUGCUUCUUUCCUGAAGGCUGUCGGAUACGUCAUCCCUCUCAUGGACGAGGAGUACUCCAACUACUACACCAGUCAGAUCAUGGAAAUUGUUAUUCGAGAAUUCCAGUCGCCGGAUGAAGAGAUGAAGAAGGUUGUCCUGAAGGUGGUCUCCCAGUGCUCCAACACAGCAGGCGUAACGCCGGUCUACCUCAAAGACAACGUCCUGCCAGAAUUUUUCAAGCAUUUCUGGGUACGACGCAUGGCUCUCGACAAGCGAAACUAUCGCCAAGUGGUCGACACCACCGUCGAUCUUGCCCAGAAGGCUGGCGUUGCUGAGAUUGUUGGCCGCAUCGUCAACAACAUGAAGGACGAGAACGAGGCCUACCGCAAGAUGACAGUCGAGACUGUGGACAAGGUCAUCAGCACACUUGGCGCACAUGACGUUGACCAGCGUCUAGAGGAGCAGCUGAUCGACGGUGUUCUUGUUGCAUUCCAGGAUCAGACAAUCGAAGACCCUAUCGUCAUCGAUGGUUUUGCUACCGUCGUUAACGCCUUGGGUGAGCGGACCAAGACUUAUCUCCCGCAAAUCGUCGCUACAGUCCUCGCUCGCCUGAACAACAAGUCUGCUACUGUGCGACAGCAAGCUGCUGAUCUGAUUUCGCGCAUCACAUUUGUUAUGCAGAAGUGUGACGAAGAUCCACAGCUGAUCAAGCUUGCUCAGGCACUGUACGAAUACCUUGGAGAAGAAUAUCCGGAGGUCCUCGGUUCGAUCUUAGGUGCACUCCGUGCCAUCGUCACUGUCGUUGGUCUCCAUGCUAUGCAACCACCUAUCAAGGACCUGCUGCCUCGACUCACCCCGAUUCUUCGUAACCGACAUGAGAAGGUACAGGAAAACACUAUUGACCUCGUCGGCCGCAUCGCUGAUCGUGGUGCCAAUUACGUCAACCCCCGUGAAUGGAUGCGAAUCUGUUUCGAGCUACUAGACAUGCUGAAGGCCCACAAGAAGGGCAUUCGACGUGCUGCCAACAACACAUUCGGUUACAUUGCCAAGGCCAUUGGUCCUCAGGACGUCCUGGCUACACUUCUUGGUAACCUCCGUGUACAGGAACGUCAAUCCCGUGUCUGUACUGCUGUCGCUAUCGGUAUUGUUGCUGAAACCUGCGCUCCUUUCACAGUGCUUCCUGCUCUGAUGAAUGAGUACCGAGUACCGGAGCUUAACGUCCAGAAUGGUGUCCUCAAGUCACUAUCGUUCAUGUUCGAAUACAUCGGCGAGAUGGCUAAGGAUUACGUCUACGCCAUCACACCUCUUCUCGAGGACGCUCUCAUUGAUCGAGACCAAGUUCAUCGCCAGACAGCUGCUUCCGUUGUUAAGCAUGUUGCCCUUGGCUGCGUGGGUCUUGACUGCGAAGACGCCAUGAUCCACUUGCUCAACUUGCUGUGGCCCAACCUUUUCGAAACCAGCCCCCACGUCAUCGACCGCAUUGUCGAGGCGAUCGAAGGUAUUCGCAAUGCUGUCGGCACACCUCUAGUCAUGAACUACGUCUGGGCCGGUCUGUUCCACCCUGCUCGCAAGGUCCGACAACCGUACUGGCGCAUCUACAACGAUGCAUACGUGCAGUCAGCAGACGCAAUGGUACCAGCAUACCCUGCAUUCGAGGAAGAGAACAUGAGGAGACACGAGCUGGAUAUCUUCAUCUAAAAGUGAGAGCUUUCAAUCUUUUCUUGAGAAUGUCGCCCAGCGUGUAUAUCAUUAUUGGCGUGUAGAAUGGAGUUUGGGCGUUGUUAACCUUGUAUAAGAGCGAUGCAGGCACUCUAUCGCACGGGAGGGUUUCACACGGAACGAUAGUUGGACGCCAAGUGUGGUAACGGAAUACAAUCUGUAGCCCAUUUACG
Messenger RNA from Didymella exigua CBS 183.55, 3923 nucleotides. RefSeq names its product splicing factor 3B subunit 1. Gene Ontology annotation, cellular component: U2-type prespliceosome; U2 snRNP; catalytic step 2 spliceosome. The record is from RefSeq and is a predicted model, not a curated record. Lineage: Eukaryota; Fungi; Ascomycota; Dothideomycetes; Pleosporales; Didymellaceae. Gene Ontology annotation, biological process: spliceosomal complex assembly. Bases 85 to 3729 code for a protein of 1214 amino acids. Gene Ontology annotation, molecular function: mRNA binding. The transcript has a single exon.